UUGUAGACUGGCCUUCCUUCUUGGAUUUUUUUUUUUUCCCUCUGUGAAUUCAUCGUGACUCGUUGCGGUAUAAGAAACAACUCUCCCUGUGACUCGGUCACUGCUUCCGUCGUCACCAAUAUUGCACAUUGGUUUUGUUUCGAUCCAUUUUGGCUUAUGGGCUUUUAUUUGUUGUGCAAUUAUUAGGCAAUCGUAAUCGUUAUUUUUCCGAUUUUACUCUGUGCUUUGUUUAAGCGGUUUACUUGGGGGGGACGUGGAGUUAGAUAGUAGAGGAGACUAAACCUUGUUUUAUGGUUUUUCUUUUGUGUAUAUAUGUUUUUGCUGGUUUUGCUUUCUGGGUUGUUGUUACUGUAACACUACUGACCCGAUCAUCGUUAAUUUAUGUUUUUUUUUUUUUAAUAAAUAGAGGAUGUUGUAGAAUCCAAUUUUUGUAUUGUUAUUUUAAGAUGAGUGCAACAUAUGUUGGUUUUGAUCUUUAAAAUCAUAGUUUGGUAGUUUGUGUUGUGUUUAAUUUCAUGUGAUUCUCUAAAGCACGUCCUGGGAAAAGUUUUAUGACAAGUAUCAUAUGUAUUGUUUAAUCAUAGGUUAAGGAUUAAAUUAUGAUAUAUGAACAUUGGAGUUGAAUACGUUAAUGAUUCUUAAAUAUUGUAGAUAUUCUCAAAUAUGGUCUCUAGUGCUCUAACCCUGACCUUUAUAUAAGCGAUGUAUAACAGCAUGAGAUAUCAACUCCAGUUGUUGGGAUAAUUGCUCAUUGAGUAGGCAUGGUGUGUGUAUCGCAUCCCUGGUUAGAUGGACAUAGAGGUGUCGCUACCUUAAGAAAAGACUUGAAUCGGUGCUAUUGCAUCAGCUCGGCGCAGUGCAUUCACAGUUCAUGUGAAAAAUGAGCAUCAUUUCUAUUGCCGAUGAAGGGCUUCAGUCAUCGAGCCGAGUAUGGGCAACAGGGUUUUCCUAGAAGCAUCAUCCACUUUCGAACUCCUAUAAGACACUCACCUAAAAUAUUUUCAUGGGGAAAUCAAUACUUAUUUUUUAUUUAUUUUUAAUCUGGCGGCGGGUUUUUGUUGGUUCGACUAAUUGCAAGGUCUUUUUGUCUUUACUUGACCGAAGCUACAAAGUAACUAGAUUAUUACUCGAGAUAGAUGGAUUUAAAUUUAGUUUGUGAUGGACGCUUUCAAUAAAAUACUGCAGAAGUGUUUUAAUCUCUCUUGAAAAUUAAAUAAUUCUGCUGUUUUAAGAGUAGGGUAUAGAGACGAAGCAAAUGUCAUUGUUCAUAACAUUGAAAUCAACUUCUGUUUUCCUCUACACUUUUGAGCAGUUUGUCUAGGACUUUGGUGAAUAUAUUAAAAUUGUACUCUGUUUUACCUUUCUCCUUAGAUGCAUUUAUUGAUUACUUUUAUGCUCUCAAUUUCUGAAGGAAAGUUCCACAAAUUUUCUUUCGUUCAUUGAUGUUGUAAAUAUUCAUCUAGUCAAAGCUCCAGAUUUCAUAGUGGCGAAUUCUUGGAGAUUUUGCCUCUCUUAUGCACCUAAACUGUGAGCUAUGUUGACUGUUAUUUAAAGGGACGCGACAUAUUUGCAAUGGUUCAAGAUACUUCUAGUGGUGAUUCACAUCAGUGUCGGCCAGUCCAGUUAAAAGAACAAGUCUGUUUGGUUAAGAGAAAGGACUGUGAUCGAUAUGAGAUUGAUCCCAUUCAAGAUCCUCUGUCAUUUGAGAAGGGCUUCUUUAUAGUAAUCCGUGCAUGCCAAUUGUUAGCACAAAAGAAUGAUGGAAUAAUAUUGGUAGGCUUGGCUGGUCCUUCUGGGGCUGGAAAGACUGUUUUAACAGAAAAGAUACUCAAUUUUAUGCCCAGUGUUGCUGUUAUUUCAAUGGACAACUACAAUGAUUCUAGUCGAAUUGUUGAUGGAAAUUUUGACGAUCCACGCUUGACUGACUAUGACACCUUGCUCCAGAAUGUCCAUGAUUUAAAGGCAGAUAAGCAGGUCCAGGUUCCAAUUUAUGAUUUCAAGUCUAGCUGCCGCACAGGAUACAGGACACUUGAAGUGCCAAGCUCCCACAUUGUGAUCAUUGAGGGCAUCUAUGCUUUAAGUGAAAAAUUAAGACCUCUACUGGACCUUCGUGUGUCUGUAACAGGUGGAGUUCACUUUGACCUUGUCAAACGGGUUUUGCGGGACAUACACCGUGCUGGCCAACAACCCGAAGAAAUAAUUCAGCAAAUAUCUGAAACGGUUUAUCCAAUGUACAAGGCCUUUAUCGAGCCAGAUCUCCAAACUGCCCAUAUAAGAAUCACCAACAAGUUCAAUCCAUUUAAUGGAUUUCAGACUCCUACUUAUAUUCUAAAGUCUGCAAGGAAAGUGACGGUGGAACAAGUCAAGGCUAUUUUCACUGAAUAUCAUACAGAAACAAUGGAGCAGACUUAUGACAUAUAUCUUUUACCACCUGGUGAAGAUCCCGAAUCUUGCCAAUCAUAUUUAAGGAUGCGGAAUAAAGAUGGAAGAUACAGUCUCAUGUUUGAGGAAUGGGUGACAGAUAAUCCAUUUGUCAUAUCACCAAGAAUAACUUUUGGGGUUAGUGUGCGUCUUCUUGGUGGCCUAAUGGCCUUGGGAUACACGAUGGCAGCCAUCCUUAAAAGAAGCAGCCAUGUAUUCUCUGAUGACAGGGUCUCUGUAAAAAUUGAUUGGUUGGAGCAACUAAAUCGCCAUUAUGUUCAGGUACAAGGAAAGGAUCGGUUAGUUGUAAAAUGUGUUUCUGACCAGCUGGGACUGGAAGGUUCAUAUAUUCCUCGGACCUAUAUUGAACAAAUUCAACUGGAAAAGCUUGUAAAUGAGGUCAUGGCUCUGCCAGAAGACUUAAAGAUGAAGCUCAGCUUAGAUGAGGAUCUGGUUUCAAGCCCCAAAGAGGCUCUUUCUAGAGCCUCUGCAGAUAGAGUGACCAUGAGAAAUAAGCAUCUUAAGAGUGGUAUGUCUCAUUCAUAUUCAACCCAAAGUGACAAGAUUCUGGCCAAGCUUACUGGAUACACUGCCAAAAGUAGACGGUUUGAUGACAGAAACUCAGAAUCCCCCGCAACUCUUGCAAACCAGGGCACCGUUACUCAGCUUUCAGAACAAAUUUUCUCUCUGAAUGAUAGAAUGGAUGAAUUUACAAAUUGUAUUGAAGAGCUGAAUUCCAAGUUGACCAUCAAGAAAAAUUCUCCCAGUCAACAAAAAAUGUCUAUUCAAGCUGAUGCCUGCAAUGGCUCUGCUCCCACUUCUUACUUCAUCUCUAGUUUAGGCAAUGGUUCGUUGACUGGGUCCAUAAUGCCCAAUUCAUCAUCCUCAUCCCAGUUGUCUAAAGAGUCUCCUUUGAUGGAAGAGAUAUCAGGUAUUGCCCGGGGACAACGUCAACUCAUGCAUCAGUUGGACAAUCUUAACAAUAUUCUCCGCGAGAUUUUGGGAGAGAGGUCUCGCCAAGUAAGAACAAACCCGAAAGGAAUUGUGGUUGAUUUUGAACCGGUUGCAGUUCCUAUUAUGUUAUCCCUAGCAAUUGGUAGUAUAGGAAUCGUCUUGUUCAAGGGAUUUUUAACUCGAAACUGAUUCUAACCGAGUAGGGUUUUACAAUUUACUGUAUUGUUUCACUUUUUAUUUUAUUAUUCCAUUUUUCUUGUUUUCCCUUCUUGCAAUACCCUUCUGUAUGGGAAAGACAGCAGUUGAGUUAACGAUGAUUGAUAGUGGUUAAACCACGGUGUUCCUCCGCCAUAAGUGAGGCUUUCAGUAAUAAAAUUAGGGGUUAUUGACC
Molecule: messenger RNA, 3766 nt
Organism: Carya illinoinensis
Lineage: Eukaryota; Viridiplantae; Streptophyta; Magnoliopsida; Fagales; Juglandaceae
Product: inorganic pyrophosphatase TTM2-like
Exons: 12
Coding region: 1573-3564 (663 amino acids)
Cellular component (GO): cytoplasm
Molecular function (GO): kinase activity; ATP binding
Source: RefSeq, a predicted model, not a curated record